AUGGCCACAUCAGGAAAAAACACCCUCAAGUUGGACUCGCUCAACAAUGAAAUGUUUAAAGCGCUCAGAGAAAAAACGCUAAGUCUGAAGAAGGAGAAACUGCAUGUGCAGCUAUCCGGAAAUAAUUUAAACGUAACUCCAAUUGAGAAGUCAUGUCCCCUCACCUUUUUUAUGCUGAAGCAUAAAUACAAGAUAGACACGCAGAGUAUCCAAAUUAAGGUGGCAAAUACGGGCUCUGUCGGAGAGAGCAAUAUUCUAAGUGGAGCAAAUGCCAUCCCUAAACAAAGCGAACCCUCUCAUAGUGAUAAUAACCAUGGAGGUGGUGCCACCACAAAUGUAGGGGAGAAUAAUUCACCCAACAAGGAAAACAACGCAAACAUUAGCAGCGGCGUUAAUGCAACUGGAGGGACAAAUUUCUUGGACUCGUUCAUCCAAUUCAACAUCCCCGUUUUGAACGAAUUAGACCGAGCUUACUUCUACAAACACAUCAUUGAGAUAAUCGACACGCUCGCUGCAGACGUUGUGUACAGACACAGCAUAGGAGGAUACAAAAAAAACGACAAGUACAACUUUGUCACGGUUCUCUUUAACAACUUGAAGGUGUACGAGAAGAGCCAACUCCAUCAUGAGUUUUGUUUCUCCCUCUAUGAGCUGAAACCUCUUACUAUCAACUGUUACGUUGUCCACUCCGGGAAUACCUCUUACAUAUUGAAGCUAGAUUUCUUCCAAGAGAAUAAUCUAAUUUUCGAUAUAUACACAACAUUUGUAAAUAUAAAUAACAUAACAUUCAAACCGCAAGAAGUUGUGCCCGUGGUCAAUUCGCCUCAGAAUGAGAAGUACGAGAAGGUAAGCCUUUUUGCAGCGCACCUCAAGGAUGUGCAAAAUUUGUUUAAUCACAAGGACGUGAAAAAUAAAUUCUUACAACAGGAAGAUAUAAACUUCGUGCUGAAUUAUUUUAAAAAUACUCCAGUAGAAAAAAAGACCUAUGAAAAAAAUCAGUACCAAACUACGGACAUUUUUGAGUAUGACCAUGUUCAGGCGAAAUCGGCCAACGGGGUAUGCGUCUCAUCAGCUGAGGCUGGAAUGAACACGCAGGGGAAAAACGUUUUGACCAUCCUUGGACACAUUUUGGAUACAAACGAUAUAGCCUUCUACACGGGGAAAAAUAAUUUCUACUGCAAGGAUUCUUACAUCGAGUCGAAGAACUUCAUAUCGUCGGAAUUUAAAAACAUUCACAACGUCACCUUUGGCGGAUACCUCGCUUACCUUUCCUUCUGUCACGCCAUGACAGUAAUCAAGCACUAUGUUGCCCGCCCAGUUCUUAUCGAGUUAAACGAAAUUCAAUACAUUCUCCCCGUUCCCUGCAAUUCUAUCGUAUCGUUCAGAGGAAAAGUCAUUUACUGUGAUGCUGAUAAAAUUCAAAUAAAAAUUGCAGCUUACUGUUUUGACUUGAGAAAAAAUGCUUACUACUUAACCACCAUUUUCGACAUGUCCUUUGAAAAUAAUUCAGCCAUUUCGUUCAUUCCUCAGUCGGAGGAGGAGGUUAAGCUUUAUUUGUUAAGCUACAUCCGAUCGCAGCUACUCCCCUAA
This is a messenger RNA of Plasmodium knowlesi strain H, 1590 nucleotides long. Its product is annotated as conserved Plasmodium protein, unknown function. The record is from RefSeq and is a predicted model, not a curated record. Lineage: Eukaryota; Apicomplexa; Aconoidasida; Haemosporida; Plasmodiidae. Gene Ontology annotation, molecular function: fatty acyl-CoA hydrolase activity. Gene Ontology annotation, biological process: acyl-CoA metabolic process. The coding region runs from base 1 to 1590 and encodes 529 amino acids. The transcript has a single exon.